Akanthomyces muscarius is the source of this 1866-nucleotide messenger RNA. RefSeq lists its product as uncharacterized. The transcript is spliced from 2 exons. The record is from RefSeq and is a predicted model, not a curated record. Gene Ontology annotation, cellular component: membrane. NCBI's taxonomy places the organism in Eukaryota, Fungi, Ascomycota, Sordariomycetes, Hypocreales, Cordycipitaceae. Gene Ontology annotation, molecular function: dipeptide transmembrane transporter activity. The coding region runs from base 1 to 1866 and encodes 621 amino acids. Gene Ontology annotation, biological process: oligopeptide transport; transmembrane transport.
AUGACGACUACCGUCAACCUCGACAACGACGCCAUUGCGCGCGCCGGUCUUGUGGACCCCGAACAUCACGGCAUCCACCCGAUUGACGAUGAGAAGCACCAGCAAGACUUUGCUGCUGAGAAGCGUCAAAAUGACUUUGAUCAGCACAGCGUCACCACGGAUGACAACGAUUGGCCUGACAAGCCCACGCCAGAGCAACAGCGCACUCUGCGCCGUGUCUCCGGCAAGAUCAAGUGGGCUAUGUGGACAAUUGCCUUUGUUGAAUUGUGUGAGCGUUUCUCAUACUACGGAUCGGCUGUCCUCUACACCAACUUUGUCAACCACAAGCUUCCCAACGGCUCUACCACCGGCGCUCCUCUCCCAGGCGACAAGCACCCACAGGCUGGUGCCCUCGGGAUGGGUCCGCAGGCCGCCCAGGGUUUGAGCUUGUUCAACCAGUUCUUUGCCUACAUCAUGCCUCUUCUUGGUGCCUGGAUUGCUGAUGCUCGCAUGGGUCGCUUCUGGACUCUCCACCUGGCCAUUGGUAUCUCUACCAUUGCCCACGUCAUCCUUGUCGCUGCUUCCGCCCCUGGUGUUAUUGUUCACCCUGAUUCUUCCUUCGCCGCCUUCAUCAUCGGCCUUCUCUGCCUUUGCGUCGGUACCGGCUUCUUCAAGGCCAACGUCUCCCCUCUUCUGGCUGAGCAAAAUGAAGACACACGCAUGCGCGUUGAAGAACGCAAGGGCGAACUUGUCAUUGUCGAUCCUGCCAUCACCAACACCCGUAUCUUCCUCUACUUUUACCUCUGCAUCAACAUUGGUUCCCUUACUGGCCAGAUUGGCAUGGUCUACGUUGAGAAAUACGUUGGUUUCUGGCUCGCUUUCCUCAUUCCCACCGGUCUCUUCCUUCUCGCCCCCUUCGUUCUCUGGUCACAGAAGAAGAAUUACAAACUCACACCACCCACUGGGUCUCUGCUGGAAAAAUUCCUCAAGAUGUGGUUCUAUGUCCGCAAGCGCUCCCCCUCUUCCUUCAACUUCAACUGGGAUGUCGCCCGCCCCUCCAAAGUUGCCAUCAGCGAGCGCCCGUCUUGGAUGACUUACGACGAUGCUUGGGUUGACGAGGUCCGCCGUGGUCUGAUGGCUUGCAAGGUCUUCCUCUUCCUGCCUGUCUUCUUCCUGGCAUACAACCAGAUGACCAGUAACUUGACCACCCAGGCUAGCACCAUGAUGCUGCACGGAGUGCCCAACGACAUUAUCCAGAACCUCAACCCCAUCUCUAUUGUUGUCAUGAUUCCCAUAUUUGAUCAUGGUCUCUACCCUCUCCUCCGCCGUCUAGGACUUCCCUUUACCCCCAUCAAGAGAAUGACUGCUGGUUUUUUCAUGGCCACUCUGUCCAUGGUUGCUUCUGCCGUCAUGCAGUACUACAUCUACCAGAAGAGCCCUUGUGGAUGGCACGCCAAUGGCACAGUCACCAACGACGCAGGAGAGGAGGUCAACUGCGCUCCUGCGAACAUCAACGUCUGGGCUCAGUGUCUUCCCUACAUCUUCAUCGGUAUCUCCGAACUCUUGACCAAUGUUACUUCGUAUGAGUACGCCUUCUCUAAAGCUCCCGAGAACAUGAAGUCGCUGGUCAUGAGUGUCAACCUCUUUAUGAGCGCUGUCUCCGCUGCCAUUGGCCAGGCCUUCACGCCCCUGUCCACGGACCCUCUUCUUGUCUGGAACUACACUUCCAUCUCUGUCAUCGCCCUUGUUGGAGGUAUUGCUUUCUGGUUCUGCUUCCGCCACCUCGAUUCCGAGGAAGAUGAGUGGAACAUGCUCAAGAAGUCGGAAUACGUUGGCCAAAACCAGCCCGGCGUCGGCAAGGCUGCCGAUCUGGAGCACAACAAUUAA